Molecule: messenger RNA, 333 nt
Organism: Ilex paraguariensis (yerba mate)
Lineage: Eukaryota; Viridiplantae; Streptophyta; Magnoliopsida; Aquifoliales; Aquifoliaceae
Source: the annotation of a GenBank genome assembly
AUGAUAGGGCAAGUUAUUGGAAUUCAUUCUACUAAUGAAUUGGACAGUAAAUUGAGUGCUGCGACGAGGACAUCCUGCCUGGCGAUCCUGUAUUUUACCGCAGCAUGGUGUGGGCCUUGCCGUUUCAUUUCUCCUGUUUAUACAAGCUUGGCUGGAAAGUACCCAAAAGUUGUGUUCUUGAAAGCUGACAUUGACGAGGCAAAAGAUGUGGCUGCACGGUGGAAUAUCAGCAGUGUUCCAACAUUCUUUUUCCUAAAAAAUGGCAAGGAAGUUGAUAAGGUAGUUGGUGCUGACAAAAGUUCUCUUGAAAGGAUGAUUGUCCAAUAUGCUUGA